GUUCUGAAACUCCAAGCUGCUAUCAAAUAUGAUGAAGAGGAUCUUUCUUGGGUUAAGUGUUUAGUGGACCAGUGCCCUUCUGAUGACCCAGAUACAGAGAUCAAUUUAGGCUGCCUUCUUUUUAAGGAAAAGCGAUAUGAAGAAGCUUGUGUUAAAUUUAUUGGAGCCAUGCGAAUGGUUGGCUACAAGGCAGACUUAUCCUACAAUAUUGCUCUGUGCCACUACAUGUUGAAACAGUAUGCUCCUGCCCUUUAUCACAUCACUGACAUUACAGAGAGGGGUAUACAGGAACACCCAGAGCUGAAUGUUGGCGUGACUACAGAAGGCAUUGUUGUCCGCAGUGUGGGCAACUCUCAGACUUUGCAUGAAACUGCUCUGGUGGAGGCCUUCAAUCUCAAAGCAGCAGUAGAGUACCAGUUGAAAAACUAUAAUGCAGCAGUAGAGGCUUUGACUGAUUUGCCGCCACGAUCCGAGGUAGAAUUAGAUGCUGUGACACUGCACAACCAGGCCCUAAUGAACAUGGAGAACUCCCCCACCCAGGGCUUCACUAAACUGCAGUUCUUGCUUCAGCAGAACUCUUUCCCACCCGAAACAUUUGGCAACCUCCUCUUGUUGUAUGUGAAAUAUGAGAACCAUGACCUUGCUGCUGAUGUCCUGGCAGAAAAUGUACAUCUCACACACAAGUACCUGACUCUG
Molecule: messenger RNA, 696 nt
Organism: Candidula unifasciata
Lineage: Eukaryota; Metazoa; Mollusca; Gastropoda; Stylommatophora; Geomitridae
Source: the annotation of a GenBank genome assembly